GCAAUGUUUGUGCUUCCAGAAGAACCUGUGAUUGAUAAAAUGGCGAUUGAAGAAUAUGAUGACGAAAGAAGAAACCAAUUCGUAGAUAUCAAGUGUGUUAAAAGUGAAUUGACGAUGAAUGAUGACAAAAGAAAAAAGAAUAGAAUCGUUAGUAAAGUGAAUGAAAAGAACGUCAAUAGAAAUAGACCCGGCAAAGAACACGUACCUGAUAUUCAAAUGGUGGAUGAUGAAGAUCUGGAAGGUUACAGGCGAAAAUUCGAUUGUAUUGAUAAAACCGUUAAAAGUGGUGUUAUGAAUGUGAAAUUUGAUGAAUUGAAUCAAAAGAAUGAAACGAAAAUCUUUGAGGUCUUGCAUAAAAAGAAGGCAUUCGAACAUC
Molecule: messenger RNA, 376 nt
Organism: Racocetra fulgida
Lineage: Eukaryota; Fungi; Glomeromycota; Glomeromycetes; Diversisporales; Gigasporaceae
Source: the annotation of a GenBank genome assembly